This is a messenger RNA of Populus trichocarpa (black cottonwood), 1417 nucleotides long. Its product is annotated as mitotic checkpoint protein BUB3.1. Bases 150 to 1178 code for a protein of 342 amino acids. The transcript has 9 exons. Gene Ontology annotation, biological process: mitotic spindle assembly checkpoint signaling. The record is from RefSeq and is a predicted model, not a curated record. Gene Ontology annotation, cellular component: mitotic checkpoint complex; phragmoplast; bub1-bub3 complex. Gene Ontology annotation, molecular function: ubiquitin binding. NCBI's taxonomy places the organism in Eukaryota, Viridiplantae, Streptophyta, Magnoliopsida, Malpighiales, Salicaceae.
UAUUAUUAUUUUUUUUUGUAAAAAAAAACAGUAAUACUUAGGCUGCCCCUGCUCGCACUUUCAAAUCUCCUUCUUCCCCCUCAAAACCCUAACAAUCAAAACACCGGCUUCCUCGCGCUUUUUUGAAUCUCCGUCAGUAAAAUCACGCGAUGACAGCUGUCAUCCCGCCACAAUUCUCCGGCCGCGAACUCUCGAAUCCCCCAACCGACGGGAUCUCGAACCUCCGAUUCUCCAAUCACAGCGACCACCUGCUCGUCUCCUCAUGGGACAAGACUGUGAGAUUAUACGACGCGGGUACUAAUGUUUUGCGAGGAGAGUUUAUGCACGGUGGUGCCGUGCUUGAUUGCUGCUUCCACGACGAUUCUUCCGGUUUCAGUGCCAGCGCCGACAACACCGUGCGACGGUUGGUUUUUAACUACGAAAAGGAGGACAUUUUGGGAAGGCAUGAUGCGCAUGUUCGUUGUGUCGAGUACUCUUAUGCUGCAGGGCAAGUAAUCACUGGUAGCUGGGACAAAACACUUAAGUGUUGGGAUCCUAGAGGAGCUAGUGGGCAAGAGCGCACCCUCAUCGGCACAUAUCUGCAACCUGAGCGUGUUUACUCUCUAUCUCUUGUUGGAAAUCGUUUAGUAGUAGCUACUGCAGGAAGACACGUCAAUGUCUAUGAUCUACGAAAUAUGUCUCAACCUGAGCAAAGGAGAGAAUCAUCUUUGAAAUAUCAAACUCGAUGUGUGCGUUGCUACCCCAAUGGCACAGGAUAUGCACUCAGUUCUGUUGAAGGGCGAGUAGCAAUGGAGUUUUUUGAUUCUUCAGAGGCCAGUCAGGCAAAAAAAUAUGCAUUCAAGUGUCAUCGAAAGUCAGAGGCUGGAAGAGACAUUGUCUAUCCCGUAAAUGCUAUUGCUUUCCAUCCUGUCUAUGGUACAUUUGCAACUGGAGGUUGUGAUGGUUUCAUCAACAUAUGGGAUGGGAACAACAAAAAGAGACUGUAUCAGUACUCAAAGUAUCCAUCAAGUAUUGCAGCACUUUCAUUUAGCAGAGAUGGCAGUCUAUUGGCUGUGGCAUCAAGUUACACAUAUGAAGAGGGAGAUAAACCGCAUGAGCCAGAUGCUAUCUUUGUACGAAGUGUGAAUGAAAUAGAAGUCAAGCCAAAACCAAAACCAUACCCCAACCCCCCAGCAUAACUUAGCCUGGUAUCUUGGAUAUGCAGUGUCUUAUGGUUUUCUAGGCUUUAUUCUUUCCUAUGAAGCUCUCCAAACUUGAUGUGAACUAAUCCUUGAAUCAAGUUGGAUUGUCCCUGUUGUCUCAUAUUAUUUUAAGUGAUCAUAUAGGUUUGUGCUAAGAACUUUGGAUUCUGUAAGUAUUCGUCUAUCUAGUCUCCUAGAUAUACAACUGAAUGUGACCGAGCAACUCUUUCUUAUCA